UCCAAAGUGGCUCUUUCCAUUGGUUUGUUGAUUCUCCUCUGCUCUCUCACUCUCUCAAUUCACUCUGGCUUAGAUCUCAGAUCUCGUCUUUUGCCUUCUCGGUUGUUUGAUUCAUAUUUCCAGUUAGAGAUUGGAAGCGGAAGCCGAAUUUCCUUUUCCGGUGAUGGAAGAAGGAAAACGGAGGUUGUAUCUUCAAUUUGGUUUCCUGUUAUUGAUUGGUUGCUUCGCUUCGCAGCUCUUCGCUUCCUUUGAUCCGAUCUUUUACGAGUCGUUUGAUGAACCGUUCGGUGGUAGAUGGAUUGUGUCUGAGAAAGAGGAUUACAAAGGUGUUUGGAAACAUGCAAAGAGUGAGGGGCAUGAUGAUCAUGGGCUGCUUGUAAGUGAGGCGGCCAGGAAGUAUGCUAUUGUCAAAGAGCUUGAUGAGCCUGUGAAGCUCAAGGAUGGGACCGUAGUCCUUCAGUUUGAAACUCGCCAUCAAAAUGGGCUCGAGUGUGGUGGUGCAUAUUUGAAAUAUCUCCGUCCUCAGGAAGCAGGGUGGGUUCCUAAGGAGUUUGACAAUGAGUCCCCUUACUCUAUCAUGUUUGGACCUGACAAAUGUGGGGCCACUAACAAAGUUCACUUUAUUCUAAAGCAUAAGAACCCCAAGAGUGGAGAGUACAUUGAACACCAUCUGAAGCACCCGUCUUCUGUGCCAUCUGACAAGCUAUCCCAUGUUUACACUGCCAUUCUGAAGCCUAAUAAUCAAUUGCGGAUCCUCAUAGAUGGGGAAGAGAAAAAGAAGGCUAACUUCUUGUCUGCUGAGGAUUUUGAGCCCCCAUUGAUUCCUAAAAAGACAAUUCCUGACCCUGAUGAUAAGAAGCCCUCAGCCUGGGAUGAGAGAGCAAAGAUUCCUGAUCAGAAUGCUGUUAAACCAAAUGACUGGGAUGAGGAUGCGCCUAUGGAAAUUGUAGAUGAGGAAGCUGAAAAACCUGAAGGAUGGUUAGAUGAUGAGCCUGAAGAGAUCGAUGAUCCUGAGGCAUCAAAACCAGAAGAUUGGGAUGAGGAGGAGGAUGGUGAAUGGGAGGCACCGAAGAUUGAUAACCCAAGGUGUGAGACAGCUCCUGGUUGCGGUGAAUGGAAGAGGCCAAUGAAGAGGAACCCAGCUUACAAGGGAAAAUGGUAUGCCCCACUUAUUGACAACCCCGAUUAUAAGGGUAUCUGGAAGCCACGGGAAAUUCCAAACCCCAACUACUUUGAGCUCGACACCCCUGACUUUGAGCCCAUUGCUGCCAUUGGCAUCGAAAUAUGGACAAUGCAAAAUGGAAUUUUGUUUGACAACAUCUUGAUAGCUGGUGAUGAGAAGGUCGCCCAAUCAUACAGAGUUAGUACUUGGAAACCAAAAUUUGAAGUUGAGAAAGAAAAGCAGAAGGCUGAGGAUGCAGCUGCUGGACUUUCAGAUGGCCUUAAAAAUUUCCAGAAGACUGUGUUCGAUGUCCUUUACAAGAUCGCAGACAUUCCUUUCUUGAGCAAACAGAAGUCUCAAAUUCUGGAUCUCAUUCAAAAGGCAGAGACACAGCCAAACCUCACAAUUGGUGUCAUUGUGUCCAUCAUAGUUGUUUUGUUAUCCAUCAUAUUCAAGAUCCUUUUUGGCGGGAAGAAACCAAAAAAAGUGAGUGCAGAGUCUCACACCGGAGAAUCUGAGACUUCGAACAACCAAGGAAGCAACAAAGAAAAGGAGGAGCAGAAUGAGAAGGAAGACACGGCCGGCCCUCGUCGGAGGAACAACAGGCGCGAGAAUUAGAGAGUCCUGGAAAUGCUAGUGACCUUAGGCACUUCACGUUUGGCAGAUAUUUUUUUGAGCUAGUUAUCCGGAUUCAUAAUUUUGCAGUGAGUUACUGGUCUGGAUUUUUUUUUUUUUUUAAAUUCCCCUCUAUUCAGGUUUGAUUUGUGAAACAAUUAAUAUACGAGAUUGUAAACACGAUGAUUAACUCUUCCAUGGACUGACUGGAUUGUGCUCCGUUCCUGUUUUUCCUGCUCUUAAUGGGAAACAUGGUUGGGAAAUUGAAGGUU
This is a messenger RNA of Diospyros lotus (date-plum), 2049 nucleotides long. Its product is annotated as calnexin homolog. Lineage: Eukaryota; Viridiplantae; Streptophyta; Magnoliopsida; Ericales; Ebenaceae. Gene Ontology annotation, biological process: protein folding. The record is from RefSeq and is a predicted model, not a curated record. Gene Ontology annotation, molecular function: calcium ion binding. Bases 164 to 1780 code for a protein of 538 amino acids. The transcript has 6 exons. Gene Ontology annotation, cellular component: endoplasmic reticulum; endoplasmic reticulum membrane.